Molecule: messenger RNA, 2250 nt
Organism: Naegleria lovaniensis
Lineage: Eukaryota; Heterolobosea; Eutetramitea; Acrasida; Naegleriidae
Exons: 1
Coding region: 1-2250 (749 amino acids)
Biological process (GO): methionyl-tRNA aminoacylation
Cellular component (GO): cytosol; aminoacyl-tRNA synthetase multienzyme complex
Molecular function (GO): ATP binding; methionine-tRNA ligase activity; tRNA binding
Source: RefSeq, a predicted model, not a curated record
AUGUUAUCAUCAUCCGAAACAAAAAUUCCAAUCCCUGAACCGGGAAAGAGAAACAUCAUGAUUACAAGCGCUUUACCCUAUGUAAAUAAUUAUCCUCACUUGGGUAAUAUUGUUGGUGCUGUUCUCAGUGCCGAUGUAUUCUCUAGAUAUUGUAAACAACGUGGAUACAAUACAAUUUAUAUUUGUGGUACCGAUGAAUAUGGUACUGCUACUGAAACAAAAGCCUAUCAAGAAGGAUUAACUCCACAAGAAAUUUGUACCAAGUACUACAAACUCCAUAAGGAAGUCUAUGAGUGGUUCGAUAUUGACUUUGAUUACUUUGGAAGAACUAGUACAGAGCAACAAACCAAAAUUGCUCAAGAUAUUUUCUUGAAGCUUUAUCAUAAUGGUUAUUUGAGUGAAAAGACAAUUCAACAAUUGUACGAUGAACAGAGUGGCAAGUUCUUGGCUGAUCGAUUUGUUAAAGGAACUUGUCCAAGUUGUGGUUAUGAAGAUGCUCGUGGAGAUCAAUGCGAUAAGUGUGGAAAAUUAUUGAAUCCAACUGAAUUGAUCAAUCCACGUUCAGUCAUUAGCAAUUCUGAACCUGUUCUCAAAGAAACUGAUCAUAUUUUCAUCAAAUUACAAGAUUUGCAAUCCAAGACAAAAGAAUGGUUCGAAAACAACAAGGAUACUUCAUUGUGGACAACCGUUGCUCGUACUAUUACUGAAUCUUGGUUUGAAAAAGGUCUUGAAGAAAGAUGUAUCACCAGAGAUUUGAAAUGGGGAACUCCUGUUCCACUCGAAAAAUUCAAAGAUAAGGUCUUUUAUGUUUGGUUUGAUGCACCUAUUGGUUACAUUUCCAUUACUGCUGCUUACUUUAACUCAUUAGGAGAUGAAUCAGUUUGGGAAAAGUGGUGGAAAGAUCCUUCCAAUGUCAAGUACUAUCAAUUCAUGGGUAAAGACAAUGUUCCUUUCCACUCUGUGAUUUUCCCAUCUAGUUUGUUAGGCACAGGUGAGAAUUGGAAGUUGGUUGAUGUACUCUCUAGUACUGAAUAUUUGAAUUAUGAACACUUAAAGUUCUCAAAGACCAAUGGAACUGGAGUGUUUGGAGAUCAAGCCAAAGAUACUGGAAUUCCAUCUGAAGUUUGGAGAUAUUACCUUAUUGCUAUGAGACCAGAACAAUCCGAUACUCGUUUUGAAUGGGCUGAAUUACAAACCAAGAACAAUAAUGAGCUACUUGCUAACCUUGGUAACUUUACCAAUCGUGUGUUGAAGUUUGUUCAAAAUUCCUUCAACAAUACCGUUCCAGCAAAGGAAGCUGAGUAUACUGAGGAAGACAAACAAGUCAUUUCUUCAAUCAAUACUAAAAUUAAGGAGUAUAUUGAAAGUUUAGAAAAUGUGAGAUUGAAGGAAGGUUUACAAACCACCAUGCUCAUCAGUAAGAUUGGUAAUCAAUAUCUUCAAGAUCAAAAACCAUGGGAGUUAGCAAAGAGCAAUACUGCUCGAUGUGCAACUGUGAUUAAUUUAGGUGUUCAAAUUGUUGCUACACUUUCUGCUCUCUUGGAACCAUUUAUUCCUGGUUUUUGCAGAAAAUUGAAUGAACAAUUGAACUAUACUUUUAGCAAUUCAAUUUUGGAUGAAUUGGAUUUGAAUCGAGUUCCUGCUGGACAUGCUAUUGGUGAACCCACUGGUUUGUUCAAAAAGAUUGAAGACUCUGAGGUGAAAGAAUGGAAGAAACGCUUUGGUGGAGGUGAAGAAGAAAUUUUCCAAUUAGAUUUGAGAGUUGGCCAAAUUGAAACUGUUGCAGAGCAUCCAAAGGCAGACAAGCUCUAUGUAUUCACUGUAAAGAUUGCUGAUAAUAUCAAGAGAAAUAUUGUUGGUGGUUUGAGAGAAGCUUAUCCAGAUCCACAAAGUUUGAUUGGAAAGAAAGUUGUGGUUGCUUGCAAUUUAGUUGUGGCCAAGCUCAAAGAUGUCGAAAGUGAAGGAAUGCUUUUAGCAUCUAAACAAGAGGAUGGACUAGUCUCUCUUGUUACACCAUCUGCAGAUGCUCCUCUUGGCGCACAAGUUUAUCCAAAGGGCGCUGCCUUUAAACCUGAAAAAGUUCUCAAAAAAGGACCAUUGAAGAACAUUUUGGACGUGUUGAAGGUUGGAAAGAAUAAUACUCCAUAUUACAAGGCCAAUUUCCCACUUACUAUUUUUGAUGCUGAAAAGAAGCAAAUUGGUACUGUCGUCACAGAAAGGGAUAUUAAGGAAGGAAGUGGAAUUUUCUAA